GGGGAUUUCCAUGUUUAGACCUGGCCGGCUCUUCAUACAUAAACACUGCUGACUGGUCACAGCCAGUCAGAGUCCCACUAUCUACAGGCUCUGUCCUAUUCAGUCAUGGAGAGGAAUACGUGCUCAGCUCAGACUUCUGUACAGGUGGCUCAAAAAAUGUAAGUAUCAUCUGUUCUCACUUUAAGUAUGCCAGAUCUAGAACAGUACACUGACAUGAUUAUUACUUGUUGAAAGGUGCACCUCUCAACCUGUAACCUGGCUGCCCACUGACUUGUCAGUGAGACUCACCUGUUGCUCAUAGCGAGUCACAAAGUCAAUGAGUGGAAGCUUUGUACCUGUUGCAUUCAACAAUUUUUUUAUAAGGAAUUUUUUAGAGGAACAGGUCUUAAUCAGAGGAUAUUAACCCUGUGUGUGGUUGUUAGCUAGCCUGGUGCCAGUCUCUUUAGCUAACAUUCCACUCCUUGCCACUUCUUGUCAUUGACAAAGAGACCGGCCUUUCUGCCAUCUUCAAAAAUGAACAUUCUAUCAUUAAUGAGCUUGAGGAGAACAGAGGAGCUGAUCCUGAUUCGAUAACCCUCACAGCUAUCCUCCAAUCACAAGGAUUAUCCAAAUAUUAUACAAUGGGUGGGUCUUAUCCUGAAUGCUGAUUGGUUAAAACCGCAUUCCAGCCAGUGUCUAUUCCACAAGUUACCACAGGCUAAAUCUAUGACGUUAAAAUACGUAUUUACUCUGUUCCAUCUGACUGUGCGAUCCACUGUCUCAUCAGCCCAGCCAAGCAAUUUAUCAACUUGAUGUCCACUAUAAAAAGCAUCUAGACAUUAUCUCACAUUUCUUUUAGACUAACAUUUAGUUUUCAACAGCAGAGAUUUGUAUAAACCUUGCUGUCUGUCUCUCCGACAUUUGCAACAUUUUUUCAAUAUUCAAAUUCCAUCUCCAGCUGUCCCAUAGUAAUGAACGUGUAGGGGUCGGGAAUUGGGACAAGACAGACAGACAGGCAGGCAGGCAGCGUUUCUCAGCCAGUCAAAAUCAUGAAUCAGCUGGCAUAAUUUUUAUGGAUAUAUACAAAGAAAUGUCAAUUGAAAAAAGGUCAAAUUAAAUAAAGUGCAGCUAGUUUGCCAUCUUUCCAGCUUCAGUUUGAAGUGAUUGUGUUAGCUGUGUUGUUGGCAAGCUCCUCUGAACAACAGUGUCCUGAUGAGUGAGCACAUUUUCUAUGCCAUUGUUAUGGAUGUAUCCAAAUAAAUGUCUCUAGAAAACAGCUUAAACAAAUGCAAAUUUAGCUACUAUUCUGUUAUUCUGGCUGCACUUUUUGAAGUGACUGUAAGUUAGCCGUAGUUGGCUAGCUAGCAAGCAAGGGAUAAGAACGUUGCCAGCCAGUAUGGCAAUGGAACAUUUAGAACAAACGACUGGGUCGUGUCCAUAGAUACAGAACAAAAAGACUGAACGACUGGGUUGCGUCUCUAGCAACCGAACAGAUAGAACGAACGACCAGCCAGCUUGGGUAGCAACCCUAGAUUUAUGUCGGGACUAUAUCUUGUGGAAGGCUGAAAUAGUAUGAAUAAAUUCAUCAACAUAACGUUUCCACUCCUUGCCUCUCCAUGUCAUUGCCAAAAAGACUGGCCUUUAGGCAAUGUCAAUAUUCAAAAUGCAGCUGGAUUUAUGGCGGAGUUGGUCAUUGGUUGUUGGAAAUAACAUUAUUUUUCCAUAAAAAUAGAAUUAGAAUUAAAACAAAGUCAAAAACAAACAUUUAGCUGUUAACUAGGCAAGUUCUUGAAUUUUUAGGCUUAAAAUCAAACAAAACAGGUUUUGUGGUUGGAAUUGAAAAUUGUCAAUCAUUAUUUGAAUAUUUUAGUAACCAGUUGUAUAAAAGUGAUAAUGCCCUCAAAACCCGUAUUUGGAGGAUAAAUUGGCACGGUUUGCCGGCCUGAGACGAAAAAUACCCGUGCCAAUAUAUCCUCCAAACACCUGCUUCUCGGCCAUUAUCAUUUAAUUGGAACUGGAUCACAUUUAUUCCUCCACAGAACACGUUUGUAUCUGGUUGCUAAGCAACCGUUUUUUGUUAGUCCAGACAAUACCAGUCUGUCAAAAGUUGCUAGCUCAAACUAAAUACAUACUUUAAUUCCAACCAAAAAACCUGUUUGGUUUGAUUUUAAGCCUCAAAAUACAAGAACUUGCCUAGUAAACAGCUAAAUGUUUAUUUUUGACUUUGUUAUAAUUCUAAUUCUAUUUUUAUGGAAAAAUAAUGUUAUUUCCAACAACCAAUGACCAACUCCGCCAUAAAUCCAGCUGCAUUUUGAACGUUGACAUUGCCAGUCUUUUUGGCAAUUACAUGGAGAGGCAAGGAGUGGAAUGUUAGCUAAAAAGUCUGGUACCCAUACUAGUUGUUGGCCUCGGUAAAGGGAAACCAAUUUAUAGCUUGACCCUAACCUUUUUUUCCAUGGCCAAAGAGGCAGGGUCUCCAUGUAUAGCUUGUCUGGCACACAAUGAGAAUGUGUGCAUUAUUUUAGUGCCUGCGGAGGUGAAUGACAGUUUAGAGUUUCACACUGGGCCAAUAUCCACGCUCUAAACUGGAGCCACAACAUUCUGAGAGACUUUCCUGGAGAGGAUAUUUGACAGUAAAUACAUGAUUCAGAAAAGGAGCAAUAAUGGACAGAUCUACACAAGACAAUAUUUAUAGUACACUAACCUGAUACAGCAUAUCCUAUUGAAUUUGACCGUAGGAUAUUUUAUAGGGUCACAGUGAAGUACAUGUAGUCCAUUUGGCUGUAGACUAUAGUGGCAUGUCUGUUACAUGUAUGAGACCCAUUCUGAGUCCUGCUGGCUGGGUAUCCAUGUGAACAGCCAGGGAAAUGUCUAAAAGUAGUCUCUCCCUGUCUGCUCCCAGCAACCCGACACUGACUUAGACACAGAGGGGUCACAUCUCUGCCCUGUGUGGGAUCAGAUAUGCUGACAGUGUGUACAGUAUGUUUACAGUAUUUCUCUGUGUGUAAGUGUAUUGGCAUGUGUGUGUGUUUUUUGCAGCUGUAAACCUGGGACCUCCAAUGGACUUGAUAAGCUGAGUCGUUUGGAACAGCUGGGGCCAGAGGAGUCACUGGACAGAGAGGACCCCCGAGAAUACUGCCAUGGUUUGAUAUGGGUCUACUCACUCUGUCUUUCUCCUUACAUGUCUUGCUGUCCUAUAAACUCCCUUCCAGCAUACACAUAGUCUGUUUCAAUACAGUAAAUACAGUAGUUGCUGGUGUAAUUACUAUUUUCUAUCAUCCUGUGUGUUUCAAUAGGGGGGUACCACCCUGUUCACAUUGGAGACACCUUCAACAGGAGAUACCAGGUUCUGUCUAAGUUGGGCUGGGGUUACUUCUCCACUGUAUGGCUCUGCUUGGACCUCAGGUUCAUUCACUAUGUUGCUGUGUGAGCAUUUACUCAAAUAUCUUCUUCUUGGCAUGUAGGAAAAGCUCCAGUGUGAGUAAAAGAGUUUCUGUAUGUGCAGGUUGGGCAGGCGAGUGGCCGUGAAGGUUUUGAAGAGUGGAGAAGGAUUCACACAGGCUGGGCAAGAUGAAUUGACUCUGCUACGCUGUGUGAGUCUCCCUUCUUGUCUCUCUUCUCUCUCUCUCUCUCUCUCUCUCUCUCUCUCUCUCUCUCUCUCUCUCUCUCUCUCUCUCUCUCUCUCUCUCUCUCUCUCUCUCUCUCUCUCUCUCUCUCUCUCUCUCUCUCUCUCUCUCUCUCUCUCUCUCUCUCUCUCUCUCUCUCUCUCUCUCCUCUCUCUCUCUCUCUCUCUCUCUCUCUCUCUCUGAUUUCUCACCUUAGUUUAUUUACUGCUUCCUCUAUCACUUUCUCAUCCUCACCCCCUAACACCUCUCUAAGGGUAAUAGGGCAUACAUGAAUAACUAAUUUUACUCUAAGUCCACAUGUUAUUUAUGUCACUGCCACUUGUUCACAUCCACCCCAUGAUUUCAUGGUUCAUUAUUUUUCUCUCUUGUCUCAUACAGACCCAUCUCUCUCUAUUUAAACAAGUACUCGACCAGUAGAGUCCGGACCCUGACUCUGACCUCUCUCACCCUCCUCUGCCCCUCUCCCCCUCAGGCCAGUGGUCCCACUGCUCGACACCUCCAAAGUCGGAGGAUAGUCCAACUGCUGGAUGAUUUCAAGAUAGCUGGGGUCAAUGGGGUCCGUAUCCUUCCUCAGACUGUAUAGCCAUGACACACACACAAACCUGCAGCAAAAUAUGACACCAUAGGGAGUGUGUUUGGUUCCUUGACCUCCUGUGUGUAGACGUAUGCCUAGUGCUGGAGCUGCUGGGACCAGACCUUCGCUGUUGGCAGAUCUGUUUUGGAAAUCCAGGGCUAUCGCUGUCUUGGGUCAAACAGGUCAUUGCUCAGGUAAAAGAGUGACAGAGUUCAUAGUAUGAGAUGAGUAGAAACAGCUGGGCUGUCAUUAUCGAAAUCACUACACUAAUGGAUGCAUCUUUAGUUUGAUGCAGGAGUUGUUUGGAGUUCACAGUGAUCACUCUUUCCCUGUAGGUUCUUCAGGCGUUGGACUACCUGCACACUCAAUGUAAAAUCAUCCACACAGACAUCAAGCCUGAGAAUAUACUGCUAUGUUUGGAGGAGCAGAACCCAAAACAGACAGCAGGGGGCAGUGUCUGUCCAUACCUUCGGAAAGAUUCCAAGUCAAGGCGCACAGCAGGUAGUGUUCACUGUUCAGCUACUGAUGUUAUAGAACUCUGGAAGGUCAUAUGACUGAGCGGACCAGAUGAUGAAUCGGUUUACUGCACAUGACACUUUACUCAAGGCUAGUAUUCGGUCUCUAUGUCACCUUCAGAUUUAGAUGUACUGUGUAUUCUACUGUAUGCCACUUCAGGUUGUCUGUGUCCAGUAUGUUGUUGAAGUGUUUCAAUCAGAUCAUAACCCUGUAUGUUGUUUAUCUCUUACUGUCUAUUCAGAGAAGGACCUGGUGACUCCCAUCAGUCUGAAGGAGAUCACAGUAAAGAUUGCUGACCUGGGAAGCUCCUGUUGGGUGGUGGGUAUUGAUCAGUCAGUCAGCAAUAGUGGAGGUGCAUAAAAAUGGCUGCCCCCAUGCACUUACUACAAAUGCCUUGUUUACUAAUUUCGUGUUGUACAUUGCUCUAUGUUACACUUUUUUUUGUAUAGUCAUUAGCACAGUAAACAUGAUCCUAAUUUUAGCUCCAAGAAGCAGCCAAUUUCAAAAACCUCAAAAGUAGAUUGUGCUGAUUUAGUGGUGCAUGGAACCAUGUUGCACGCCAUAGUUUCAAAACUCAGUGGAGAGUGCUAAAACAUUGACGUCAUAUCUGAAUUCCGACAUCUAUAUGAACCGUUGCCAUAAUUGAAGCUCCAUUCAUACUCAGUAGUUGGUUACAAAAUAAGAGGAACUAAUGUGGGAUACUGCCCUGUGGUCCGGACCGUAUUUCACACUGUGCCUUUGCUCUGUGUGACAUUCCAGUACAAACAUUUCUGUGAGGAGAUCCAGACCCGUCAGUACCGCUCACUGGAGGUUCUAUUGGGCUCUGACUACGGCCCACCAGCAGACAUCUGGAGUGUAGCCUGCAUGGUAAGACAGACAACCACCAUACAACCACCAUACAAGCAACACAUCAGCAACAACACUUCUGUUUACAGCUUCACUGAAGUAAAACCAUGUUAUCUCCUGUCUCCUCUGAUUCACUUGCAUCACUUAACUCUUGUGCUGUUUAGUUACCCUUCCAGUCCACCAGCACUUUUUACAUCAAGACAAAUUCACCCACUCCUCUAGCACUAAGCUUUGUAGAUAGAUGCCACUCUAGAAUAGUUCCAGGCAAUUCAAUUGUUCUUCUUUUUAUUCUAGGCUUUCGAGUUGGUCACUGGGGAUUCAUUAUUUGAGCCCAUAGCUGGGAAGACAUUUUCUUUAGAGGAAGGUAGGUCGAUAUUAGGCGUGACAAAUAUUGACAUAGGAUUCAGUGGAGAUAACAUUGUGUCCACUUUGUGACUUUUGCAUAAUUGUUUAUCCAGUGGGGUUUUGGUUCUGUUCCCUCCAGACCACAUUGCUCACAUAAUAGAGCUCCUUGGCAAAGUCCCAGCAGCAGUAGCCUUGUCUGGCAAAUAUUCCAUGGAGUACUUCAAUCGCAGAGGUGAGUGAAGGAUUUGCUUUGAAAAUCGUCAAUAGUUCCAACGUAGAGAAAGGACUCUGAUGUAAAUGUUGCAGAUGCUCAUUUUGACAAAUCAUACCGUACUUCUUUAGUGAAGACAAACAUACAAAGACUACAAUUUAUUUCCAAGUCACAAAGCUCUCUUGUAUUUACCUCCUCUGUCUUACCUGUCUCUAUCAUGUAUUCUCCCAGGGGACAUGCGUCGUAUCGGUGUGCUGCGGCCCUGGGGUCUAUAUGAGGUGUUGGUGGAGAAAUACCACUUCAUGCUGAAGGAGGCCUCUCUGUUCUCUGACUUCAUGUUGCACAUGUUGGACUUCCAGCCAGAGAGGAGGGCCAGUGCUGCCCAAUGUCUCCUGCACCCAUGGCUUAGCUCCUGAACCCUGGCCCUGGAGACUUGAUAGCCCCGCUCAUGGGGACCCCUGGAGCCAACUUGAUACCAAGUUAGUAGAUAAAUGUGUUAUAUAAAUGUGUUAUGCAGAGACAAACACAGUGGUGCUGAGUCACUAAGACUACGGGAAGGAUAUACAGUAUACAUUUUUGACAAUUUGCUCGAGGCCAAUGUCUGUGAAAUGUACUAUUUUAUGUUCAUUUAUUAAGUAAGACUAGAUUUGUCUCUUCUGAUAAAUGUAUGGGGCAUUUGAUUAUCUGUAAAGUGUAAUGAAUGUAUGAAGUAUAAACUUAUAUAAGUGUGGUAUGAUUUACUGAAAUAUAGAGCUUGUGACUAGACUUUCCACAGCUGUGCUGCACACAGUGCACUGCGCCAAUGAUGCUACUGUAUAUUUGCAGUUCUUUUUUACAGCAUGCAAUAAAUCAC
Molecule: messenger RNA, 6950 nt
Organism: Coregonus sp. 'balchen'
Lineage: Eukaryota; Metazoa; Chordata; Actinopteri; Salmoniformes; Salmonidae
Source: the annotation of a GenBank genome assembly